UCGGUACUGCAUGUGUUUUGUUGACCAGAGGGGUUUCCCCACUUCUCAAGGACAGUCAUGGCGAAAGGGCAUGUUCUAAACCUAGCUCGCCGCUCCCAUCGUCAUUCUCAAUCAAUAUCGACUCUACCUGGUCCUCCGGGACCUUAUGUGAUGAUCUACGACCGGUUGGCGGAAGCGGUGAAGCAGAAAUUGAAAAGGCUUGAAAAUCCCGAGGAUAGGUUUCUAAAAUACAACAAUCCACAUCCAAAAGAUAUGAUACCACCACCUCCGCUCUCUUUCCCACUCACUCGUGUCACUACACUCCCUAACGGUCUCCGAGUGGCCACCGAGUCUGCUCCUAAUUCUCCUAAUAUGGCUACUGUAGGUAUCUGGAUUGACGCCGGGUCCAGAUAUGAGCCUGAUAACACUCACGGCACUGCUUCUUUCUUGGAUCGUAUUAUUUUUACAGGGAGUAAGCGGAGGAAGAAGAGACAACUUGAGCAGAUUGAAAAUAUUGGAGGGGAAUUGUUUGCAGAAACUUUCAGAGAGAAGACAUCUUAUUAUGCUACGGUCAUGGGUAAUCAUGUCCCUCUAGCAUUUGAUAUAUUGUCUGAUAUCUUGCAAAAUCCCAGGUUCACUACUAAAAGAAUUCAUAUAGUGCGUAAUGAGAUUUUAAAAGAAUUCAUGAACCAAGACAACCACAAGGUGUUAGCACAGACAGAGGAACUCAUUUUUGACCAACUCCAUGCAACUGCUUUUCAGCAUAGUCCUUUAGGAAGGACUAUUUCUGGACCUGCUAAAAAUAUCAGCUUAAUCACAGAGGAGGAUCUUCAGAAUUAUAUAUCGACACACUACACAGCUCCAAGAAUGGUAAUUGUUGCUUCUGGAGCAGUUAAACAUGAAGAUAUUGUUGAGCAAGUACAGUCUAAGUUUAUAAAGUUCUCAGAGGGUUUAACAACUUCCGAGUUAGCUGCAGAAGAACCUGCAAUUUUUACAGGCUCUGAGGUUAGGAUUAUUGACGACAGUGUUCCUCUUGCGCAAUUUGCCGUUGCUUUUAAGGGAGCAUCUUGGACAGAUCCAGAUUCCACAGCCUUAAUGGUAAUGCGAACAAUUUUGGGUUCUUAUAAUAAAAGAUCUGUUAGUUCAGGUGGUGGAAAGCACAAGGGCUCUAUGCUCGUGCAGAGGAUUGCCAUUAAUGAUAUAGCUGAAAGCAUGACGGCCUUUAACUAUAACUAUAAAGAUACUGGUUUGUUUGGGGUUCAUGCUGUAGCUAAGCCGGAUUGUUUGGACGAUUUAGCUUAUGCGAUAAUGUAUGAGGUGACCCAGUUAUGCUAUAGGGCUUCGGAGGAUGAUGUGGUUCGUGCUCGCAAUCAGCUGAAAUUUUCCCUGCUAACGGAGGGAACCAUUUCUGUUGCACAAGACAUUGGCCACCAGCUACUUGCAUACGGACGAAGAAUUCCAUAUGCGGAGCUAUUUGCUAGGAUUGAUGCUGUGGAUUCCAGCACCAUCAAACGUGUUGCAUGUCGUUUUAUAAAAGAUAAGGAUAUUGCAAUUGCCGCUGUUGGGCCUGUCCAAGGCCUACCCGAUUACAACUAUUUUGCUCGUAGAACCUACUGGAACAGAUGCUAGGUGGAUAAAAUUGUUAAUUUUCUACAUCAAAAUCAGCUGACAGCUGCUAGGAGAAGGCUGUCCUAAAUUAUCUUUUGUUUGUGCCAUUUAGGAGUUGCUAAUUACUAGCAUACCUAGCGAUAAAGUAUCAUACUUAUGCU
Molecule: messenger RNA, 1748 nt
Organism: Daucus carota subsp. sativus
Lineage: Eukaryota; Viridiplantae; Streptophyta; Magnoliopsida; Apiales; Apiaceae
Product: probable mitochondrial-processing peptidase subunit beta, mitochondrial
Exons: 9
Coding region: 58-1608 (516 amino acids)
Cellular component (GO): mitochondrion
Molecular function (GO): metal ion binding
Source: RefSeq, a predicted model, not a curated record